AUGGCUGAGGAAAAUGAUUGUGUGGGAGAUGGUGCCAAGCGAGGAGAGAAAAGGAGCAGCCUGGAAGAAAGCUUCCAAAUACACACUCCCACUGCAGAAACACUUUAUGGCUGUCCUGAGGCUGGGGAGAAGAACAAGCAGCUGCAAGCUCUUUCCAAGCUGUUUGUUUGCCAGCCUUCUCUCUGGGCAGCCUGCGGUACAGCCAGCUGCGAGAGCAACGCAAGUCUGAAUGCCACUGUGUCCAUGGAAGUAGAAUUCGGAGUAUGCACUGUCACAUGUGGACCUUCCAUGUUGCAGGUGAAGUCCUGGUGGUCAAAACUGGAUUUCACCUUUCUGUUAACCAGUGGAUGCCCUGAGACUGAAGCAAAAUGUAUUGUCUGUGUGGACUGGGGGCCAGUAGACUGUGGAUGGGGAAUAGCAAUUUCUGAGGGCCUUGCCCGCGUGAAAAUGCCGUGUAUUUAUAUACCUCCUGAAAAUCGAUUUAAAUAUGUUUAGAAGAUGUUAAUUCCAAACAAAACCACACAUGUUCUUCCCAAUGAUUCAGCUGUUAUGAAAGUUUUCAGAGAUACCUAUUCAGUUACUUUCCAGUGUGAAACUCAAGAAAAUGGAAAUAUAAUUGCCUCUGUAAAAUACACAGUUUACGCAACAACUGAAAUGCAAACAAAACAAUCAAGGAGAAUAGAAAUAGGGCAAUCAAGGAGAACAAUGACAGAUGCUAUUCUGGUCUUUUGCCUGGUAAUGGGAAUCAUUUUGACUGUUUGUAUGAUCCUUGUCAUGAUCUUUAUGAUUCUUCACUGGGCUGUUGUAAAAUCUGUCUGGAAAUCAAAAACUGGGCAAGACAACCAACACAAGAAGCUGGCCAACAAAAGAUCACUGUGGAAUGUGGAAUAA
This is a messenger RNA of Tyto alba (common barn owl), 891 nucleotides long. RefSeq names its product sperm acrosome associated 1 (gene SPACA1). Gene Ontology annotation, biological process: acrosome assembly. Gene Ontology annotation, cellular component: acrosomal membrane. Lineage: Eukaryota; Metazoa; Chordata; Aves; Strigiformes; Tytonidae. The transcript has 8 exons. The record is from RefSeq and is a predicted model, not a curated record.